Aspergillus campestris IBT 28561 is the source of this 1966-nucleotide messenger RNA. Its product is annotated as DUF1671-domain-containing protein. NCBI's taxonomy places the organism in Eukaryota, Fungi, Ascomycota, Eurotiomycetes, Eurotiales, Aspergillaceae. Bases 137 to 1918 code for a protein of 593 amino acids. Gene Ontology annotation, molecular function: ATP hydrolysis activity; AMP kinase activity; ATP binding. The record is from RefSeq and is a predicted model, not a curated record. The transcript is spliced from 10 exons. Gene Ontology annotation, cellular component: cytoplasm; nucleus.
AUCGUAUGCCAUUUCCUCUUUUCUUUCCCCAGGUCUGUUUAACAACUAGACCGUUCCCUUCUUAAAAUUACUGAUAAUCUCAGUUGAUUUUGUACUAUUUCUUGAUCACAGGGGCUGUCGGUCCUUAUUUUUGCGCAUGACACCGAUAAGUUCCCCAACCUUCUUUGUUUGCUUGUUUACCAUGGACCAUCAAAACACCAACAUCCCCAUGCUGGGGUGCCCGAUAUGUCCUUUUACAGACUCUGACGAAAACUUCAUCAUCGAACAUGUCGAAUAUUGCCAUCCUGACCAUUCCGGAGUAACGAACUCGACCGCAUUAUACGAUAAUGUAGAAGCCAGUGCUCCUAAAGACAUGUCUUCUCACACGGGACUAUUGCCAGAUCAAACUGCUCGUAUCCAAGACCCUGGACCGUCUGGUGAACAUAGAUCAAAAGGGUCUGCCAAGGGUCUGCCACAUAGUUCAAUCAACAACAACUCGGAUAAAAAUGCAGCCUUGAAAAAUACACCCUCUGGGAGUGUGAAAAGGCUUAGACGUUCAGAACUAGGGCCCUAUGCCAAUGAGAAGCAGAUGCCUUCCUGGCUCCGAAAAUUGCUCGAAAAGGGUGCCAAGCGAACACGUUCAAAUAGGAUCGCGCCAGAUGGUACUCUUCAUAAGCAUGAAUCUGUUGAAAAUGAGACUCCCGGUAUCGUUCCAGUACUUGCUCGACUAUGCAAGCAGGAUAAAUCAGUCGGAUGUGCUUUUCUUUGCAAUCCUAAUGUCUACCACGUGUCUAAGAUGUCGAUGGAAGGGAGCUUCUGCGGCUAUAGGAAUAUCCAGAUGUUGAUAUCGUACAUCAAAGAAUGCCAUUGCCCGGGGCACGACCACUUUCCCGGACCUUUACCAACCAUCUUGCAACUCCAAGAUAUGAUCGAACGGGCAUGGGACCUGGGGUUCAACAGUGUGGGCCGACUUGAAACAGGAGGGAUUCGUGGCACUAGGAAAUUCAUUGGGACACCUGAGGCACAAGCUCUAUUUUCGAGUCUUGGAAUACGGUGCGAAGCAUCCAGCAUUGGAGAUACAAAAGAGACUCGAGCACAUGAUGCUUUGUUAGAAACCAUCGCAGCGUACUUUCGCGGUUCUCAUCCCAUAGAGACAGACGACAAAGUCAUUGUAACGAGCUUACCACCCGUCUAUCUUCAGCACCAUGGCCACUCUUUGACCAUUGUUGGAUUUGAGAUUCGAGACAGUGGUAAAGCAAAUCUUUUGGUUUUUGAUCCAAUGUUCAAAACAUCGCGUGCAAUGAAACGUCUAAAAACUACCUCUGCAAAAGUCGUUGAUCCUACUCGCAUUCUGAAAGGGUAUAGACGAGGGGCGAAGUACCUCCAAAGGUAUAAGGCGUUCGAGAUACUAAAGAUGCGCACGUCUCCAAAUGUGAUCAUUACAGGGACUCCCGGGGUAGGGAAGACUGUCCACUGCGAGCAAAUAGCGCAAGACACUGGCUUGCGGCACUUAUCUAUCAACCAGGUCGCAAAAGACCGCGGUUGUUUCGAGUCGUACGAUGAAGAGUUAGAAACUUGGGUCGUGGAUGAAGAUAAACUUUUGGACGCUAUCGAAGAGGAGGUCUUACAAGGCGGCUAUCUAAUCGAUUGGCAUGCUUGUGAUCUGUUUCCGAAAUCGUGGAUUGACCUCGUUGUGGUUCUGCGAUGUCCAUCUACGUCAAUUCUAUAUGACCGUCUCUCAACAAGGGGUUAUAAACAGGAAAAGUUGCAAGAGAACAUGGAUGCAGAGAUAUUCGGUGUUCUAGUCGAAGAGGCUCGCGAGGCAUAUGAUGAAGAAAUCGUCGUCGAGUUGAAUAGUGAAAAGGAUGACGAUGUAGACAACAACUGUGCGCGGAUCUCAAGUUGGGUAGAAAGAUGGAAGAUUGACCAGACACAAUAAUUGAGGUCACUCACUGUCUGAAAUCUCCGUUUAUGUUUAGCAAUCUUC